UCAACGAGAGGGCUUUAUUGACGGAGUGUGUGUGUAGUUAUUUACGGAAUUCAACUUAUAGCCUGUAGUACGAAAACCCUGUCGAGGGUUAUGGCACUUUACAACGGCGAGGCUAAAAAAGAUGUGAACGUGUUUCGUGAAGGGAAUCAUAUUUAUAGUGUUACAUGUUUCAGUAGUUCAGGGAGUAGCAGUAUUCAAAGUGGGAGAAGUCAGAGUACCCAACAACAACAGUGGCACGAUGUGAAAGUAAAUGUUUUAAGUUCGAAACCUUCGGAUAUUCUUCAAUCAGCCAGUGAUUUCAGGGAAUCUUUAGGCGGGGUAAGGAAUCAGUAUUUAAACUCAAGCGAUUCUACACAACUUCCGCAAAGUUUUACUUCGGUUCACAGGAAUAUUUCUUCCACUGAUCAGGUAAGAGGUGAAGGUGAAAACAUGCACAGCGGGAGCCUACACAGCACCGAUCAACGGGCUACUUUCGUGAGUAGCAUAAACGUGAGGGACUCGAAACCUCCGCCGAUCCCCCCGUCCCUGUUGGGAGGAAACAUUGGGCUGACCAUUUCGACAAAUUCUCCCGCUCAUUACCAGAGUGGCCCUUGGCCGGGUGGGAAGUCGAUGUCCACAAUGGGAGUUCCCCUACCGCUCUCGCCAGACAGAAAUGUAUUGAUCGGUGGCUCUCGUUACCCCGCCCCUAAGACUACAUUGAUUAACUCGGUAGGGCGAAGCAAUAGUCCCGGGCAAUCACAACAAAUCAGUUCUUCCGUUCAGUACCAGACUGUUUACCAUCACGGGCUGACUUCUGGAAAUAAUAGUUCGAAUUAUUCAAGCCCUCGUUCUAGUGUGGGUAGUGGAGAUUCUAAGAAUUCCAGCCCACGUACUAGUUUAACCAACCCUGCUUUGUACGAGCAGAAGUUUGGCAACCAGAGCCCUAGAUCUAGCCUUGCUUUGGUAAGUCCUAGGUCUAGCUGGAAUUCAACUGGAUUCGAUUCUAAGCAUUCUAGUCCAAGGACUAGCAUAUCGGGACCCCAGGACCGUAUUGGCCUGCCUAUUCAACGGAUUAUUGGUGGAUUAGAAAAUGAUGGAAGUAAUGGUAGACCACAUCAGCAGAUUUCACAGUCUAUCAUCAGCCUAGGGCCCCGGAAUGUGUCUCUGCUCAAUGACAACAGAUUCAAUGAGCCAGCCCCUCCCCACAUCUACACUGACCCAAGACAAAGGACUCUCCCACCACAGGCUGCAGUAAGUGUUCAUACCUCUACCUAUGCAACGAGUGUCAACAACAUGAUGAACCACACACACAACAGUGGAUCUCAAAUGGUUAUUUCAUCCAAUUACUCUGUCUCAAAUGGCAACCCCUCGUCAAACAGCACCCCGCCUUCUUUACCCGCCAGGGUUCCACUAAAUUAUAACGGCUCUGUACAACAAAACUCAGAUGCUGAAAAGGCCAUCGCCGCCCUCACGCAGCAGCUGGAAAGGGAUAUGAGCAUCACCAGCUCUGGAUCUAAAAAAGGUCCUGAAUCUCCGACUACCCAGAUGGAACCACCUCCACCAUACCAUGGUCCUCAUGACGUUCAAACCUCCGUCAAGCAUAUCAACCCAAAUCAGCCACAGAAAACCAACGUCAAACUAGUGGCACCUGUUCAAGGAAUCCAGGUUCAAACUGGGUCAGCAAAUCCAGGGUCUCGAAAUUCAUCCAUAAUUUCACCUGGAAUGAAGUCUCAUCUUGCGUUCCAAGUAACGCCUCCCAAAAGUAAAGGCCCUUCUGAUGCUGAACGUAAACUCGCAGCAUUGACACAACAACUUGAAGAAGAAAUGGAUCAUAUAGCAGCUGGGGAUUAUUUUGGUCAGUGCGUCACGUGCGGGGAUAAAGUGACGGGCGCCAACGAAGCGUGUCAGGCCAUGGGGAAUCUGUACCACACGAAGUGCUUUGUUUGCUGCUCUUGUGGUAGAACACUGAGGGGCAAAGCUUUCUACAAUGUCCAUGGGCGAGUAUACUGCGAGGAAGAUUAUCUGUAUUCAGGUUUUCAACAGACAGCAGAGAAAUGUGUUGUCUGUGGCCAUUUAAUUAUGGAAAUGAUCCUGCAGGCUAUGGGCAAGUCCUACCACCCAGGGUGUUUCAGAUGUUGCAUUUGCAACGAGUGCCUGGAUGGUGUCCCUUUCACAAUAGAUGUAGACAACAAAAUAUAUUGUGUGGCAGACUACCACAGGGUGUAUGCACCUAAAUGUGCUGCAUGCGGACAAGCCAUCACUCCUGUAGAUGGUACAGAAGAAACUGUUAGGGUGGUAUCAAUGGAUAAAGACUUCCACGUUGAUUGUUAUCACUGUGAGGACUGUGGGCUUCAACUAACAGACGAGGCUGACAAGCGCUGCUACCCCUUAGAUGGACACCUCUUCUGCCACAGUUGCCACAUAGCCCGGCUCAACGCCCAGUUCCCUAAUGAAAGCUUCUACGUUGACCCCCUGACCUACAACAUCCACAACCGUGGGGAGGUACGGCGGGGCAGUGAUGCCAGUAACGGGGACAGCACCCACAUGAUGCACCCCUACUCAGCCAUGCCCAUGCACGCGGGGCUGAGCACAGUUCCACCUCUGGUCAUUGGUCAGACAGGGGGCAACAGUAGCCACAACGGUGAUGGUCAUCUCUACGGAAACAACGGUUACUCGCAUAAUGGACAUUCAGGAUUAAAUGCUCAGAUGGACGGUGGCCUGUCCAACGGCAACUUGGGUUACAUCAGGGCCAGGGGUAGCAUGGGGAGCAGCCAUAGCAGUGGGGGUAGCCAGAGCAGCUUCCCCGGGAGUCCGGUUCAUUCAAACACACCAACACUAGUCCACAACCAUCUUCAGAAUCACGACCUAGGGUGUAAUCACAGGCAAGGUGAGAGCCCCCACAGGGCGCCUCCCCCACCCCCGCCUUACAACGGAAGCACCUCGGGGAGCGUGACUGGCAGCAGCAACCAUAGCAGCCCCGCCCAUCGCUCCAGCGAAGGCUACGCCUACCUCUUCCAACACAGCAACCACUCCAGCCCCGCUCACAGUGUGUUCUCCAGCAUGGAUAACUCCGGGCACCCUGACAGAAACCUGCCUGGGUACUCACCUGCUGCUCCCACCCACAACAGUCACAAUUUUAAUCAUAGCAUGGAAAGCCCAUACAGGUCAAGCUACGGGCAACAGUCCCCCUCCCCUGGGCCACCCCCACCUCUCCCUCAAAGGCCGGCGUCACAUUUUGCGUUUUCACCUGGUCAGCACCCCUCCUCGUUACCGCAGAAACCAGCUAGUUCCUACCAUAUAACUGAUUUAUAAGUGUCAACGCUUUUGUUUCAUUAGAAGAAUGGUUAAACUUUUCGAUAUGGUACUGUGAUCCACAGAGAAUCAAAAAGAAAUCUCAGAACAUGAACCACAAUGAUAUGACAUCUGAACUUUGUCUCAUUAGAUCAAUACUUGAUUAAUAAUAGUUCAGCCUUGAGGUAUAUAUCUUAAGUAUUAAAACUUAUUCACAUCAAAUUAUGUCAAAAUUAAAUUUUAUGUGUGUGCUUCAACUUUAUGUUUAACUUAAUUCAGUUUUAUUUUGAAAGUACUAUCUAAUUCAUUAAUUUUUGAAUGAUAUUUUUACCUCUUAAAGUAAAAAAACGAACUUUUUCAUUUUAACAAAAAUAAUACUUGUAAAUGUCAAUGAAACAAAUAACUGUCAUGUGGUUAGUUAAAGUUAAAUUUUAAAAAUGUAGCUAGCUUACCAGUAGCUUUACAGAUAUAAAUUAUUAAAAAAAGUUAUUAAAAAUAACAUAUUUUACUUCAUAACAUAUCAAAUAUUUUAUUGUUUGCCUCAUAAAUCAUUAUUUAUUUAAAGAUUCCUCCUUCAUUAAAACAAAUCUGUAUUGUAUUAUUAAUUGGUCACAAUAGCAUGACUUGGAAUUUAAAUUAAUUUUAUUUCUUUUCAUAUAUUAUCAUAAAUUAUGAGAAGAAAAACUAUAAAAUAUCAGCUAAAAUUGUUUAUCAAGUCAAAGCUGAAUUCAUUGUUUUGUUUGAAUUCCAGUCAAAGUUUUUAAAGCAUAAAUAAUUUCCAGUAUUUAUCUAAGUGUUGAUCUGCACAGCUUGUUCAUUGUGUCUCUGUGUGCUCAACUUGCAUGCCCUACUCUGUCCUGAAUGGUUACUGUAAAUACCUUUUACUUUGGUAUGCCAUGUAAAUAUGUUUUUCUAUGGUGAAAUAACAAUAGAAUUUUCAAUAGUAAUACUUGAAAUUGAUUAUGGUAAUUAUGUUGUAAAUACAUAAAACUUUAUUUUUGUUUUGCUGGUGACUUAGUUUCUUAAUGUACUAAAACUAUUUAGUUAAUAGGGAAGACCAAAUCUAUUUUAUCUGUUUGUAUUUUAAGUCAGUUAUUUUUUUAAAAUAAAGUUAAUAUGAAUAAUAUUAAUAGUAGACAAUUAUAAAAUGUCUCUUUAGGAUUAACUAUAAAGUUCCGUUUUCCCCAUUUUACUAAUUUAGUAAAUAUUCUGUGUGAAGACAGUGUUUUAUCUGGUAAGAUCUUGAUCUUGGAGUUGUCUGUAAAACCUAGGAGAGUUGUCUCACCCACACCUAGUAGAUAUUCCAAGAGCACUUUGUUAAUGUGUCACUUGCAACCUAAUGUUCGGUUUUCCUCAUCUUACUAUAUUUAGUAAAUAUUCUCUGUGAAGACUUUAUCUGGCAAGAUUUCAGUUUAAUUUUGAGUUAAGAGACUUGCCUCAGACACUCCUAGUAGAUAUUCUAAAAGCACUUUGUUAAUUAUUGUGUCACUUGCAAAUAUUUUUUUUUUUAAAUGGCAAGGAAGGAUUUGAACAAUUGUAUAGAAUCUCAUUGUUUACAUUGUUAAUUUAAAAGUAUUUUAUUUAGUUUAAAGAAGAAAAAGUUUUUUAAUAUUUAUUAAAUGUAGAAUAAAAAUAUUGUUGUAAUGUUCAAGUAAACAAAAUUGUUACAAGUUAGGCGUAUGUAAAAAUUUAAAUGAUAACCAAAAGUACGUUGAUACAUUUAUUUAUUUUAUUUUAUUUAGGUUUGUUAAUCUAUAUUUUAUCCGUGUUUUAGAACUUCUUCUAAGUUAUAUAUUUACCGAAUGUUUUUUUUUAACAUUCUCAUUGUUUUACAUGUUUUUAUUAACCCUUUUAAUAUCACAAAUCACUGGACUGAAAAUUAUAACAUAGGACCAACAUGAGGCUCUAUGGUAUGAAUUAUUUAAUAGUAAACAUCGUCUCACAGCUUGAUUAGGUUAAAACUUAUUCUGUGUUCCAACUUGUUGAUUCAUACAGAACGCUAGAAAUAUUAACCUAAUGGUACUUAAAAAUUUAAAACAUUAGAUUCAGUUCCCAGACAAUCAUUAUUAUCUUUAAAGCUACAACAUGUAUGAACAUACUAAGCCAAAUAAUUUAUGUAUACAGUUUUUACCUCAUAGCAAUCAAAAUUGUUUGACUGUUGUACCACAAAAUCAAACACAGCUGCUAGUUUUAAAAUAUUUUACAGUAAAAUCAAAAUGAAAUUUUAUAAAAGGCAGUUCUUGAAUUUAAAACUUAAAAUUAGAAUUAUUACAUGUAAAACAUACAUUUUUUGUUCUGAUGCAUAGUUAAUGGCAUAAAUAAAUAAUCUCUAGUCUGUCCUAUAGUUAAUGAAAGAUAAUCUAUUUAUAGUUUUGUUUUUCACCGAUGUGUGACAGAAGCUAUUGAUUUUUUUUAGAUUUUUUAUUUAAUAUAUUUAUGUAAAGAAAUGUUGUCUUUCUUUUUUUAAUGCUAUCUGUAAUAUAACAAGAGAAAUGUUUCUAGCUUAGCCAUUUUUUCCUGUAUUUUCCAUGUAGAAGCUUGUUAAAUAGCUUUUUAUUUGUUUUAAAAAAUAAACAUGGAUUAGAAUUUUCAGUUGUCUCUUAAUUUCAAGAACUGUAUUUAUUUAUAGGCCUACAUUGACGCAAUGUUACUGUAUAUAUUUAUUAAUCAACCAUUUAAAAUUUGUCUUUGGCCUAAGUUUAAAUACAAAUUGUCAAGUAUGUACAUAUUUUUAGCAGCAUAUGACUUAGAAUGAAAGAGUUAUAAUAAUUGGCGAAAUUCAUGUGUUAUUAAUUCAGUUUGGUACUCAAAAAAUCUUGAAUGAUAUGGUUACAGAAAUGGCAUGGUUGAAUUUUCAAAUGAUUGUAUAACUAAUAACAUGAAACAAUUUUUAAAGUUAUUUUAAAGGGAGUAAAAAAUUUGUGGUUUAGAGAUAAUAUAGUUGUGAUCCAGUUGUUUUAACUUGAUGAGAUACUUGUGUUUUGGUGAUUAAAUAGUUAUUGUAAAUCAAAUUCCACAAAAGUUUGUGGAUUUUAAAGUUGACAGAAAAUGGUUUAAAAGAAUUCAUAAAUAUAUCACAUACUUGUUAGUGAUAAUGUUUGAAGUAAGGUGUUUCUUUCGAGUGAAACUUAUAAUUUAAAUAUACAAAAUUUUGAUCUAAAUGUUUCAUUAUUGCGAGAUGUACAAAGUGACCCAUCUUUAAUUAUGACAUAAACAUAGGCGGAUCUAGGGUGAGGCACUGCUUUUGUGUGUGUUGGGGUGGGGAGGGUGAAAAAAUGAAGGCCCAUCAAAAUUUAACAAUUUUUUUGCUUGUUUGUAAUGUUCAUAUUUUACACCAGAUGUUCAUGUCUUGAUUCUUCUUAAUGUUAUUUGUACAGCUAUGAGCAUGUAGGCCUUGCCCCUAACCAUAAUAUAUAUUUAUAUAUAUAUCUACUCCCCCCCUUCCCAAACACCCUUCACUUCUAGAUCCGCCUAUGUCACAGAAUAUAUUGAUUACCUCCCCUACUGUUCCACCAAAACUUUGUUAUCAUUCAAUGUCUCAAAUGUGUGUGGUUUUUUCAUAUUAGAAAACUAUUUCAUUUUAUUAUUUAUAUUUGCUCUUUUUUUGUUUGUUUUCUUUCGUUUAAUUUAAUUUCAAAAAAUAUUUUUUUCACCUGCUUGUCAAAUA
This is a messenger RNA of Physella acuta, 6937 nucleotides long. RefSeq lists its product as uncharacterized. Gene Ontology annotation, biological process: negative regulation of hippo signaling; response to hypoxia; regulation of DNA-templated transcription. The record is from RefSeq and is a predicted model, not a curated record. NCBI's taxonomy places the organism in Eukaryota, Metazoa, Mollusca, Gastropoda, Physidae. Gene Ontology annotation, molecular function: transcription corepressor activity. Gene Ontology annotation, cellular component: P-body; adherens junction; transcription regulator complex.